Messenger RNA from Jatropha curcas, 2372 nucleotides. RefSeq names its product ROP guanine nucleotide exchange factor 5 (gene ROPGEF5). NCBI's taxonomy places the organism in Eukaryota, Viridiplantae, Streptophyta, Magnoliopsida, Malpighiales, Euphorbiaceae. Gene Ontology annotation, molecular function: guanyl-nucleotide exchange factor activity. The record is from RefSeq and is a predicted model, not a curated record.
UUGAUACAGAGACGGAGAGAGACUAAGGAGGAAAGGAAAAAUAAAGAGAGACGUUAGCCUGUCAUGUGCCCAUUCGCAGUUACCGUUUUGUGCUUCAAAAUCAAAUUUCAAGUGAAGGGAGAGAGACAAAUGGAAUAGAAAUACACAGGGAACCAUAUCUAACUUAUCUUUCACCUAUAAAAGCCAUGUUUGUUAAUAGCAACCUGAAUCUACCAUGACCCACCUCAAAAUCAAGCUGUUUAAGCUUUUGGGUUUAGUUAAGAAAAUGUUUUUAGUGAAUCUUAUAAGAAUCUGAGCUUUUGGGUUUCAAAAAAAUUUCCGUUUUUUCAUAAAAGAUGGAGAGUACUGUGAAGAAGAAUGGUGAUAGUAGCUGUGGACGAUCUGAGAAAAUAAGAGAAGGGUCUGAGUCAGUUACUGAGUCGGGGACUGAGUCACGAGAUAGUAGUAGCUCGAGUUCUGAGGCUACUUCUACUGAGAGAGUAAAGACGGUAGGUUGUGAGUCACCAUCUCCUUUGGGUUGGCCAAUUAGGAAAGCUGGAGAGUGCAAGAGUUUAUUAGCCUCUUCCGACAGUGAAGACCAAGAGAAAUCCCAUUCAGAGGAUUCCAAGUUCAAAAAGCUGACAAGCUCGAAAAUUUCAGAGAUUGAUAUGAUGAAGGCAAGGUUCGCAAAAUUGUUGCUUGGAGAAGACAUGUCAGGGUCAGGGAAAGGUGCAUGCACAGCUAUGGCUAUUUCAAAUGCUAUUACUAAUCUCUGUGUUACUAUUUUUGGGCAACUGUGGAGAUUGGAGCCAUUGGCACCAGAGAAGAAAUCAAUGUGGAGAAGAGAGAUGGAGUGGCUUCUUUGUGUUGGUGAUCACAUUGUGGAAUUAAUACCCUCUUGGCAAACAUUUCCUGAUGGUAGUAAGCUUGAGGUAAUGACUUGCAGGCCAAGAUCAGACCUUUUUAUCAAUCUCCCAGCUCUCCGUAAACUAGACAAUAUGCUUCUUGAAAUAUUAGAUAGCUUUGUCAAUGCAGAGUUCUGGUAUGUUGAUCAAGGCAUUGUAGCUCCAGAUGCAGAUGGUUCAGCUUCUUUCAGAAAGACAAUUCAGAGACAAGAGGAGAAGUGGUGGCUGCCUGUACCCCGUAUCCCCGCUGGUGGCCUAAGUGAUAAUUCAAGAAAGCAGUUGAACCAUACACGCGAAUGCACUAAUCAAAUACUAAAAGCUGCAAUGGCUAUCAAUAGUAUUGCUUUAGCUGAAAUGGAAGUUCCUGACUCAUACAUGGAAGCACUUCCAAAGAAUGGGAGAGCUUGUCUAGGGGACCUCAUAUACCGGUAUAUUACUUCGGAUCAAUUCUCUGCAGAAUGUCUGCUUGAUUGCCUAGACCUGUCAACUGAAAAUGUAGCUCUAGAUAUUGCAAACCGUGUGGAAUCUGCAAUAUAUGUAUGGCGUAAGAGAGUUCAUUCAAAGCCUCCAACAUAUCCAAACCGGUCCACAGCAAGAUCAUCAUGGGAGAUAGUGAAGGACUUAAUGGUUGAUGGAGAUAAGAGGGAACUGCUUGCAGAAAGAGCAGAAAGCCUCCUGCUUUCGUUAAAGCAACGGUUCCCUAGUCUAAGCCAGACUACAUUAGAUACAAGCAAAAUACAAUUUAACAAGGAUGUCGGAAAAUCCAUUCUUGAAAGCUAUUCAAGAGUUCUGGAGAGUUUGGCAUUUAACAUUGUGGCACGUAUUGAUGAUUUGCUAUAUGUUGAUGACUUGACAAAACAUUCAGACAAAUUAUCAGUUUCCAGUGUCAGUGUCAUUGCUCACAAGAAAGUUUCACUCCCUUAUUCUGUGCCUGUCUCAGGCACUCCAUACAAAGCAACAUUUAGUACGCCAAGCUUUUCGCCCGCACCACCUCUUAUCAGUCCUGCUAGAGGAGAAAGAACUCCAUUUUUGCACAACAUUACCAUGUCCAACAACAACAACAAGCCUCACCGUCGCGGUUUUGGAGUAAAAAGAGUGUUGACAAAUUAUCUUGGCGGUGACACAAAAGCAAAGAUCUGUGGUAAUCAAACAGACGGCUUAUGUCCAAAUUCAAAUGCAAAUGGCACAGAAACAGCUAUAUUGCAUCAAAAUGCUCCUAAAUAUACUGUAACUUAAAGUGGGGAACUGAGAGUUUGGUGGACAAAAAGGAUGAACAUAGAGUUUGAGUAGGAUAUUUUUUUAUGAUAGAAAAGCUUUAGCCAGUUAUUGUUGUUUCAUUUAUUAGUUUCUUUGGGUUUUUAUAGAUUCUUGCUGGUUAUAUUAAAACCAGGAACCAUGUAGUUUAUGCUUUUUAUGUUGUUUGUAUCUGUGUGUAGCUGAGAGCAAAUAGAGAAUUUACGUUUUGAAUCAAAUUCCUGAGACAUCUCA